Molecule: messenger RNA, 8286 nt
Organism: Etheostoma cragini (Arkansas darter)
Lineage: Eukaryota; Metazoa; Chordata; Actinopteri; Perciformes; Percidae
Gene: fndc3ba
Product: fibronectin type III domain containing 3Ba
Exons: 27
Coding region: 231-3878 (1215 amino acids)
Molecular function (GO): protein binding
Source: RefSeq, a predicted model, not a curated record
CUUUUCUUUUCUUGUUCGUCAAUGCGCAGUGUAUUACGGUAAAAGGAGGCGGGCUCUGACCUACAUGUGCGUCGCGCUUUGAUUGACAUGGCGGAGUCUCCCAGUACGCGUUGCGCCGCGAUAGCAGACAGGCAAGAUUCGACCCUGGGAAUAAAAAAACACGCAGCCCCGUCUGUUUGAACAUUAUUUCAUUCCAGCGAGGUAGGGCAGUUCAGUGAAUUUCUCCAUGAAUGUACGUCACAAUGAUGAUGACAGACCAGAUUCCACUGGACUUGGCUCCGCCCCCCCUCCUGAACGGGGAGGUCCCUCUCAUGCCUCACAUGGUUAACGGUGAUGCAGCACAGCAGUUGGUACAGGUGAUCCUGGUGCAGGUGAACCCGGGAGAGACGUUCACCAUCCGGGCGGAGGACGGCUCACUGCAGUGCAUCCAGGGUCCUGCUGAGGUUCCCAUGAUGUCCCCGAAUGGGUCCAUCCCCCCCAUCCACGUACCCCCAGGAUACAUCUCACAGGUGCUGGAGGAUAACACAGGGGUACGCCGGGUCGUGGUGACCCCCCAGUCUCCAGAAUGCUACCCUCCCUCCUACUCUCCGGCCCUCUCCCCCACACACCACCUGCCCCCAUACCUGGCUCACCCUCACUUCAUCCCCAACUCUCACUCGUUUUACCCCCCCGUCAGCCCCGGGGAGCUGCCCCCCCACCAGUACUACCAGCACCACCUUCCCCCCAUGUAUGGCGAUCCAGAAAUCAUCCCAGUAUAUGGGAUGUCUAACUACAUAGGUAGAGAGGAGACGUACAGUAAGCCCCAGCCCAAAAAGAUAAAGGAACAGAGACAACUAGAGCGACAGAACCGGCUUAAUUCGCCUCCCUCCACGCUCUAUAAGGGCAGCCUGGGGCCAGCACACAACGGAUACAGCAACAAAUCACACACCCCAUCGCUUGGGUCAGUGGGGUCAGGGGGCGGACUCGGCAGUCCAGGAGGGAAGAAGCCAGAAAGACGACUCCGCAGCAGUCCACGAAACAGUGAACCAGAGACACACACACAAGACCCUGAUUCAGAAGGAAAGCGUAUUCAAGACAUGCUGUCUACAAUCGACAAACCACAGGUGUCCAAUGUGCAGGCGCGGGCUGCACGGUUGGCCUGGGCCCCCCCGGCAGGGCUGGUGAACAGGCAUGGUAACGGGAUGCCAGUGUCCUGCUCCUACGAGGUUUCUCUCUCAGAUAAGGGACGAGACGGAAAGUAUCGCCUCAUAUACAGUGGCGAAGAAUUGGAGUACCACCUGAAAGACCUAAGGCCAGCGACAGACUACCACGUACGGGUGUCGGCAAUGUACAACUCUGUUCGAGGCUCGUGUUCAGAGGCCGGAUCGUUCACUACACACUGCAGCGCCCCCGAUGUCCCGUUAUCCCCGAAACUCUCCCACCGCACCAAGAGCACCCUCACCCUACAGUGGAAGCCCUCAGGCGACAACGGAUCCAAAAUCACAAACUACCUUCUGGAGUGGGAUGAGGGAAAGAAGAACAGUGUUUUCAGAGAAUGUUACUUUGGGAGCCAGAGACACUGUAAGCUGACACGACUGUUCCCCGCCUGCGGCUACACGUUCAGAGUGGCUGCGUACAACGACAUUGACUCAAGUGGCUUCAGCACAGAGGUGGUCUUUUACACCAUGGGUACCCUGCCUGCUCUGCCUCUGGCACCGCGGCUGGUCAGGGCGGGGGUGUCCUGGGUGACCCUGGAGUGGGGGCGUCCUGAGGGCAGUCCGAGCGAGGAUCAGCUCAAAUACACACUUGAGAUCCAGGAGGACAACAGCGGAACAGACUUUCAUCCUAAGUACACUGGAGAAAACUUGACCUGUACUGUACAAGGCCUGAAGAGGAGUACACAGUAUAAAUUCAGGCUCAUAGCAUCGAACAUGGAGGGAAAAAGCAGUCCCAGUGAAGUGCUGGUGUGCACCACCAAUCCAGACAAACCAGGCCCUCCAUCUACACCCUGUGUCACCGCAGUAACGCCCUACGGAUUUACCAUCACAUGGGAUCCUCCCCAGGACAACGGGGGCUCAGAAGCUCUUACGUACCUACUAGAGAUCUCAGAGGGAUGCUCUGAAGCGAGCCAGUGGGAGGUAGCAUACAGUGGUCCAGCAACAGAAUGUGUGUGUGAGCGCCUCACACCUGGGAUCUUCUACCGCCUACGUGUGUGUAGCAUCACCACGGGAGGACAUAGCCCGUGCACUGUUAGUGUUCCGGUCCGUACACUAAGUGUCCCACCAGGGCCCUGCCAGCCGCCAAGGAUUGUGGGUAAAGCCAAACACAAGGAAGUGCAGUUAGAAUGGGAACCCCCUGUCUCUGAGGGAGUAUGUGAGGAGUGUGUGUUCAGUCUGGAGAUGAGUGAGGGGGACACCAAGCCAGCAGAGGUCUACCAUGGGUCGGAGCUUCAAUGCACUGUUGGUAGUCUGCUGCCUGGUGCCACAUACAGCUUCCAACUGCGGGCUGCCAACGAGGCGGGGUUCGGAGCGUACUCCGAGCCAACAGAGGUGACGACUGCAGCGGGUCCUCCUGGCCAGUGUGGGGCGCCACUCAUCACUCUCACCAGUAACACCUGCGUAACGCUCAACUGGGAGAGUCCUGAGGGUUCGGGUACUGAUAUCUCCGAGUAUCGUUUGGAGUGGGCGAGGGAAGACGAACCCAUGGAGCUCAUCUACUGCGGAGCCGCCACACAGUGUGAACUGUCUGACCUGACACCAGCCACCGAUUUCUGCUGCAGGCUACAGGCAGUGAAUCAGGCAGGUGCUGGUCCUUACAGCGAGCAGGUGAGUUUCCGGACCCCCGCGACAAAUCCCGACCCGGUCUCCUCCCUCAACCUCCUGGACCUCGCGACCUCCUCAGAGUCAGGCCACUCCCCAUCUACCUGCCUCCUCCUGAGGUGGGAGGAGCCGAACAGCAACGGGGCGGAGAUUACCUCCUACAUCAUUACCCUGGACGACCAAUCCAUCACUGUGGAAUCAGGGACAAGUCACCUUGUUACCGGCCUGCAGCCAGACAGCGAAUACAGUGUACACAUCCAGGCGGUGAAUGCCAUCGGCUCUAGUCCCUUAAGUCCACGCCUACUGGUGAGGACACGCCCCCUCCCUCCAGCCCCGCCCCCCCUCGAAUGUUCAGCGGCUGGCCCUCAGAGCCUGAAGCUGAAGUGGGGCGAAAAUGCCAGCAACACGCACACCCGUGCCCUGCUCGCCGAUGACAUGGUCUACACACUACAGAUGGAGGACAAGAACCACAGGUUUGUGACGAUCUACCGCGGUCCCAGCCACACCUACAAGGUCCAGCGAUUGACUGAGUCCAGUAGCUACAGCUUCCGAAUACAGUCCGUCAGCGAUGCUGGGGAGGGUCCUUACUCUGACACACACACCUUCUCCACCACCAAGUCUGUACCCCCUGCCCUCAAAGCUCCCAGAGUGCACCAGCUGGAGGGGAACAUGUGUGAGAUCACAUGGGAGACGAUUGCACCAAUGAGAGGAGAUCCUGUGAGCUACGUGCUCCAGGUGCUGGUGGGACGCGAGUCAGAAUACAAACAGGUUUUUAAGGGAGAAGAGGGUGUUUUCCAAAUCUCCGGUCUCCAGGGCAACACUGACUAUCGUUUCCGUGUGGGCGCCUGUCGGCGUUGCCAGGAUACAUGCCAGGAACUGUGCGGACCCCUGAGCCCCUCUUCCUUGUUUAUGCCGCGUCGCCAGGAGACGGCAUCACCGGGAGAGCUGUGCGCCGUGGAGACGGGCAAAGGGGUGGGCCUGAUCUCCAGCGACGAGCGCUUCGCGGCCCUUAUCGUGUGCGUGUUUGCGGGCUUCUCCAUCCUCAUCGCCUGCUUGCUGCAGUACUUCUUUAUGAAGUGAGGGAAUUUUAACUAGGGUAGAAAGAGAAAGCGAAAUCACAGAGAAACUAAAAAAGAAAGAAAAAAACGUCUAUGAAACAACCGAAUGAAAUCAAAACAAACACUUGAGAUGUACUUCAAAGGUUAUGUAUGUUUUUUUUUCUUUUUUUAGUCAAAGUAUUGAUUCUGGCUUUCUUCACCUUGUACCUGUUGUCUUGUGUCUUCACUCAGUUUGGUCUCAUUUCUCUCUACGCCUUCGUAUCAUCGUCUGUCUCAAUUGUUCAGGAGUUCUGUCGAGGGAAGCUUGGUCUUAGCUGUACCUCGGUUGGGAAAUAAACCUGAUAAUCAAGCCUUAAAUAGCUGUGAGCAAAGCAGUUGCUCCUCAGACUGACUUGCAUGUUUUUAUUUUUUAUCUUUUUAAAACAUAUUUGAUUAGAGAAUGUGUAUAUUUCCUGAUGGUCAUUGCCUUACUUUUUUUGUUUUUCAAUGUGUAAUUUGCUUCUUUUUUUUAUUUUUUUUGCUACAGUCUUUAUUCACUUCAGCCAUAUUCCAGUGUAGACCUACAAAGCUUUAGCCAUUCAUACCUUAUUAUUCGGUUUUUAACUACUCUACAGUCAGUCAAUUCAUGCAAUCUGCACCUGCUCUCACACACACACAGACUGACUGACAAAGACACAAUUCACCCACACUUAUGCAGACAUGCGUACACAUACAUGCACACAUGUACAAUUAAAGUCAUAUAGACAGUAAGAAACACAUAUUUCCUCCUAAGAAGUCAAUCGCAUAUCUGCUCAGCUUUUAACAUUCAAUCACUCAUUCAGCUACCAAAGUGAUGCAAUCCAUGUGUGGUGUAAGAUGCUGCUAUCCUGUGAUUUUAUUAUAUCUAAGAAAGAAUGGAAAACCAGUAAUCUAAUAUAUAUACACACAAUAUAUAUAAAUAUAUAUAAAUAUAUAUUAUAACAAAUAUCUAUGAUGCUAUAAAAGUGAUGUAAUAUAAGUGAUGGCAAUGUAAGGUCUGAAGUACAGUGUGAAAGGGGAGGAGUUGACUCUAGGUGCUCAAACAGCAGCUCUGAGGGGCCCUCAAACACUUGUCUUGGAUCAGAAGAUAAACCCUCGUAGGUAUUUGAAUGUUGGGCAUAAACUGGCUCUAGCGUUUAGGAGGCCGGGCUGGGAUUGUUAUUGGCUGCAACUUAACAGAAAAGGGCUGGGCUGAGCAUUUGAUUGGCCCAUCGGUCAGUCCUUUCACAUUGUAACAUCUCAUGUACCAUUGCUCCAGCCUAUUUAUCUGUAGCUUUAGUAGCGAUAUGCCCAUUAGACCCAGAGGUGCUAACAGCCUGUCAGCUAGCAUGGCUUCUCAGAGCUGUGUGUGUGUAAACCAGGAAAGCCAUUAGGAGUUAGCUUAAGCUUUACCCCCCCCCCCCCCAUCCCCCUAACUUGUCAUCAGCCGCCAGCCCGAGCAGUGCUAAAGCUGUAGUUUCUCCUUCCAGCUAGUCUGUGAACCGAUACAUUUGAAGCCUCCUAUUUUCUCCUCCCCUGCUCAUAAUUAUCUGUAAUUACUUUUUGCUCUGGCUGUUCUUCUGCUUUCAAUCUAUCCCAUAUUUCUGCCCAUACACUACUCUCUCUCCCUUUCUCUCUCUCUCUCUCUCUCUUUCUCUCUUUCUCACUCUCUUUUUUAAAAGGUGCUUUAUUGACAUGUAAUCAGAGCAGUAGCACAUCUGUGGUCUCUCCUCAGACAGACAUGUUCUCUGGGGACUUGAACUAAUGUUCACUAACCAAACAAGCCUUUUGACAGAACACAACUCAACAGAACAGUGCGUUCUGACGCACGUAACACCUCCUGACCUCCCAUCUGACUCCUGAACCCCUUAAUUCCAACCCAAAAAACCAAGCCAAGGUACAGCCCAAUAGAUACCCUUAUGAUCCAAAGAAGCCACCCUGAUCUGCUUGAUCAAUGUGGGAAAUGUCUUUUUUCAGGUAGGGUGCAGGGGAAGAAGGAUUGGGUGGGAAGGGGGUAUGGAAGAGUGUCGGGGUAGUAGUUUUUAGCCCCGCCGCUCAGCUCUGAUUGGCAGCCUGUAAUGUACCUCAGGGAUAAGGCCUUACAGAGGGGACAUCUAAGUCUGUCAUCCCCAUCGCUGUCAUUAUUGUCAUUAUAUUGGCCUCUUCUCCUCUGUUUCUCUCUGUCUUCCUCCCUCUUUUAUCUUUCUUUCGUUUUUUGAUGCUGUAUCUUGUCCUCUGUCAAUGCUGUGCCUUGCUCCUGUAUGUGUCAGUAAGCAAAGUGGUUUACUAGCUCAAAAUACCUUUGCCAAAGUUGAUGGGAAAGUUAAUGUAGAGUUCUUUUCUAGGUUUUAUUUAUACUAUAUAUUUGCAUACAGUACUUUACAUGCCAAUUACAGUGCAAUCUUCAUUUAUUUAUUGUUUAAAGAUCAAGAGACAAGUGUAGUUAUAUACUAAUUUUUUUCCUUGUAGCAUGUUAAAUUUUUUUUAAUGGAUGUAUGUUAGAUUGUAUGAUUAAGGCCAGCAUUCCUUAUCUCAGUAACCCUUUAAGUAUUUCUCUUACAGCUGUUGGGAACCUGUAGCUCAUCAGUCCAUGCAUUGCAGUUAUCAUUGCCAUUUCAAACAUGUAACCAAAUGCCUAUGUAUUUAGUUUUUUCAUCUCCUGAUGCGGCCGUGCACAACCGAGCAGUUCUUGUAAUGCUUAGAGAGACAUGUAGCAAAGCAAGGCCUUAGGGUCAGUUCAAGUCAUCUUUAUUGGGAUAAAUGUCGCUGCCUUUGGCUUUUUUUUCUGAUUAGUGUUAUAAUGAAGCUUCUGAUAUAUUUUUACUGUUCUAUUGCCAAAGUGCAGCCUUCUCGUGUCCACUAGAUGUUGCGUUUGCAGUCGUCUAAAGGGUUCUGUGAUGUUCUUCUGUAACGACGCAGCAUUACGAUUAUUAUUGUUAUAUGUUAUUAUUAUUCCCUCAAAAGGAAAAAAAAACAUUAACUUGAUCUGUGAUUAUGCUUCUUUUCAUAUUAUCUUUUUAUUGUUUUGUUUUGUAAAGCAAAAUGUGCCAUUUUGAACUGUGUAGCCCCUUUCGGAGGAGAGUUUUUAACAUAACCUGAUUUCACACUGAAAGGUAAAAAAAAAAAGUAAAAAGGCAAAAACAAUCAUAUGAUGAUUUCAGGCAAAUGAUGACAAUAAUAACAUUGACGAUUCUUUGUUCAGGCUAGUGCUAGUAUAGCAGUAGUUAAUAUUUUUUAUCCAGUAUUUUGCUGAGAGAUGAUAUACAGAGAUAUCUAUAGAGCUAUAGAAUGAGAUGGUAAUACAUUAUGACUAACAGAGGUGAAGCACUUUUUUUUUUUUUAUAUGCCGAGCAUUAGUCUUGAUGAGGUUAAAUUGAGCGAGAGGAGACACAAGGUCCGUCGCUCGGUUCCAAACACUACUGCCAACACCGUCUGUUACGUUCAUUGGCAUUAUUCCGUUGUUGGCGUCACUGUGACAUUGGCAUUACUGGAGCAAGGUCCUGUGCUUCUCAGAUGGCACCCUGCCGCCUGCAGAUACAGCAACGAAGGAAGUACAGUUCUUAGGGAGUACGGCUCCUUUCUCAGGCGUGCCCAUGGCGCGUCUACCUAGCCUGUUGCAUUGUAGUCGACAGGUGAUAUGUGAGGUAUCCUGUCCUUAAACCUCUGAUGUUAUAGGGUUUCCCUAUCCGCAGCCCCCCCUUAAACCCCUUUUCAAGCCUUAUAGCCCAACGGUUGAGCAGAGGUUUUUGGCCGAGCUCAGGCCAGUCAUGUAGAGUCCAAGGUUAACACAGUGUUAACUAAAAAAAGGCUAUGUGUUUGUGGGCUGGUUACUCCCUUUAUUUGCUUUGCUGUUUUGUUAUUUCCCAAUGCUGGUGAUUUUAUAGACACACCCCCCCACCCCCCACCGACCCACCCUGCAGGUUCUGCACAUUUGGCGUGUAUAGGUCAAGAAUAAGAGACUUUUUUCUUUCUUUCUUUGUCCAGAAACCCCACGUCUGUGCCUUCUGAUCAGUUAAUUUCUUUAAUUUUCGUUGUUUUUUUUUAAUUCACGUUUUUGUACGUUUUACAGUAAGUAGAGAAUUUUGACUGAGAAUUUGCCGAUUUGACAUACGUACAGAGACUCACAGGUAUUUAACUAUUUUUUAAGCAAGACAAAAAAAGAAACAUGUUUUUACCUCACGAUUUAAAAACAAAACAUUCCAAUGUUGUCAUGGUCUACAAAUUGAGAAACAACAAAAAAAAGAAAUUCAUGCAUUUCUUCUUGUAUUGUAAAUGUUAGACAAUUUCAUAUGCAUUAUAUAAAAGAAACUGCCAUAUCAAUUUUAAUGUAUAGAUUUUUGCAAAUACUACCCUAUGUAUGUAAGACGUAACUGUAUCGGUAGCGUAUAUAUAAUAUAUUUAUGCCCAAUAAAUGUUUUGAUUUUUUUUUCUGA